AUGGUAUCGAUCACGAAGUCAGCACCCGCGUCAAACCUAUUCACGGUGGAGAAAUACCAUCACAGAUUCUACCUGUUGAAGUACGCGCCGCUCCAGACCAUGAAGACAGCCAAGGCUCCGGGACCGGACCAUGUUUCGACCGACCUCUUACGAGCUGGAGGACAUCGCCUACACGAGAUACUUGCAGAACAUCUUACGUCUUACCUUCAAAAUGAAUUAUCCGCGACCAGUCGAAAACCUCCCAAAUAA
This is a messenger RNA of Strongylus vulgaris, 249 nucleotides long. The record is from the annotation of a GenBank genome assembly. NCBI's taxonomy places the organism in Eukaryota, Metazoa, Nematoda, Chromadorea, Rhabditida, Strongylidae.